AUGCUACUGGCACAGCUCUUGCAGGCAAAAAGGGUAGACGGCCUAUUUGGCUUUGGAAGCAUUGUGCCCUUUUGCCCCAAAAAAGGCUUCCGCGAGCUGGCCGUGGCCCCCGUGGGGAACCGCACCGACAAGGGAGAAGCCGACGAGGCCCGCUUUGGGCCGGCCGGCUGGUUGAAUGCCACGCUUCGAGGCAUCGAGGAAAGCUUCCGCCGAGUCGACUUCCAGGUGAAAAGCCUAGCUGCUCUAGCUUCACGAAGGAAGCGCGACUUCAAGGUGAAUGUGGUGCUGCCAGUCUGCGCACAUCACGACGAGAAGCAUCUUGAGCAGCUAGAGCUUCUGGUUCUCAAGGAGGCGCGGAGGCUGGACGAGGUCUUCGACCUCUACAUCUACGACGUCUGCUUUGGUUUUUUCAUGGCCGCUGCAUACCAAGAGGACAACGAGGUGGAGGUGGAGGUGGACUUGUCGAGCGGAGCCGCACGGCCAGGCCUCCUUGAGCCGAGCUUCAAACACUCUUCAACUUCCACUUCUCUACUUCCAAGCUUCCCCUCAUGUUUGCGCCAAGGUUCCGUGCACUCCCUGCAUCUGCCACCGCAGCUGCUGCGAGUGGCCCGCUACUUCAGGCGUGCCUUCGUGGUGCCCUUCUUCGAGGAGCUGCCCACGGGCGAAGUGGUGCCAAACCUGCACCAUGUGGCCAAGCACUAUGACCACCUUCCGGACUUCAUUCUUGUCCUACAUCCAGAUGGCUACGAGCACGUGGAGAUUUUUGCUCUUCUCGCUGUGCUCAACUCGCUCUCCUUGAGGCUCUUUCCUGAAGUGCGCUUCCUCCAUUUGGGCCGCCGCCACAAUGGGCCUGUGGACCCGUCUGGGCGGGUUGCUUCGGAACUUCGUUCCUACUGCCGGAUGCGAGAACGGAAAGCAAGACCCUCACCCUCCGGACCCUCGGUUUUCCGAGGUGACUCGGUGUUGGAGCGGUCAUCUACACGGUCGCCGACAGGACGCUACUGCCACUGGGUGGAGCUGGCCUGGGAGCUCCUUUUUGGUCGCCUGCCGCAGCUCCCGCAGGACGACUACGGGGGCUACGACUUCGCCCAGUUCAUCGCCAGCCGCGCCGCGGCACAGAGCCGGCCAAAGGCCUUUUGGCAGAAUGCUUGGAGAGCUCUCUGCAGCGCUGCGAACUACCAGCUGCUUCCGGGAACGACCUUCAUCUCUUGGAAGGAGAUUACCGACACAGAAGGCCAGCGAAGGCUCUACGGCUUUCACAAGGGCUUGACGACGGCCUUCGAGCACUUGUACCAUGUGAUCUUCAACCCCCAGCCGCCGACCCAAACCUGGCUGUGGCCCACCCGGCUGCGGGACCCGUCCCUUGCCUUCGGCCUGAAGUUCCCCAUGGGUGGCAACCCGGCACUGCUUCGCUAUUACCGUUGGGCGCCACACACGCCAUUGCAGCUGUAA
Molecule: messenger RNA, 1452 nt
Organism: Symbiodinium pilosum
Lineage: Eukaryota; Dinophyceae; Suessiales; Symbiodiniaceae
Source: the annotation of a GenBank genome assembly